UACAGUUAAGACUUGUGUUUAUGACGCGCGCUUGUGCUCAGGCUGCGCCACCAAAUAUAUUCCUUCAUUUCCUCUCACCUCCGUGCCUACAAGUGCCCAGGUGUUCACUGCGCAGAGCCCACCUCCUCGAUUCCUCUCUCAGUACUUCCCCUCUACCAGCCCAAAAUGACAUGAUAGACCAGGCAGCAGAAUGACAGUGGCGGUGGAACAUGCACAUCAAGGACACUUUACACAUCCUCCUGAACAAUACAGGCAUGUUCGCAGUGUCUGCCUCUCCUGCAGCAUCCGUGAAUGGCCCGGAUCCAAUGUCGGUCUCUCUCAUAGUGCUGGGUGGUGAUGCCUCAAAGAUGCAGCAUCGAGAAACCCCAGGUCAUGCACUGUACAUGGCUCAGAAACAUGAGACAGGGCCGCUUUUGCUCUGCCAGUUGAGCGGCAUCACCCGUUUGCGUGUGAAGGGUGCUCUAGCAGGAUACAUGGCCGACGGAAUGGCUCGGAAUGGAGAUAGUGGUGCAAGCGCGCCUGCGUGACUCAUGUGACAGAUCGGAACAUGCCGAAAUGCGUCGUGUCAAUCAAAGCAUAAGCAUAAUCAACGACCA
This is a messenger RNA of Laetiporus sulphureus 93-53, 596 nucleotides long. RefSeq lists its product as uncharacterized. The coding region runs from base 210 to 527 and encodes 105 amino acids. The transcript has 2 exons. The record is from RefSeq and is a predicted model, not a curated record. NCBI's taxonomy places the organism in Eukaryota, Fungi, Basidiomycota, Agaricomycetes, Polyporales, Laetiporaceae.